AUGAAACAUGGGUGGGUUUGUACACAGCCCAAACGCCACAAGCGUCGGGUUUUGACGAAAGCCGACGAAAAAUCGCCCGAAAUGGUUCAUGAAGAGUUACGUGGUUACAAGCGGAUGCUCAUCAUGGCAAUGGAUUUCUGGGACGUGGCGUUCUGGCGACUCUGUCCUGAAAAAAUGACCGUCACUGCUGAAGUGUAUCGCCAGUUUCUCGACGAUAAUAUCGACAAUCGGAUGGCAGCACACAACUUCAAGAAGCCAAUUAUCGCUCAUGACAGUGCCAAGCCCCACGCAUCUCGAAUUGUGCAGCAGUUUCUUGAAGAAAGAAAACUAUCGAAACGAGGUUUCAACCGCCGUAUUCUCCCGGCCUCCAGCCGUACAACCUCAACUGCUUCGGUCAAAUGA
Messenger RNA from Haemonchus placei, 402 nucleotides. NCBI's taxonomy places the organism in Eukaryota, Metazoa, Nematoda, Chromadorea, Rhabditida, Trichostrongylidae. The record is from the annotation of a GenBank genome assembly.